This is a messenger RNA of Peniophora sp. CBMAI 1063, 2577 nucleotides long. Lineage: Eukaryota; Fungi; Basidiomycota; Agaricomycetes; Russulales; Peniophoraceae. The record is from the annotation of a GenBank genome assembly.
AUGUCCUCCCCGAAUGCGACGGCGAUUGAACACAUGUCCAACGGGCGGUGUUAUGCAGCAACAGCGCCGCUCGAGGGACCGCCUUUAUUCGUUAACGGGGACAUCGUAUUCCAAGCUCAUGACGUCGGCUGGCUCGUCUGCGGCAUAUUCACUCUCUUCUCCUGCGGCUUUUCAUUUUGGUUCAUCAAUAAACAUCUUGUAAACUAUACGAACCGCGCCGAGCAGCGCUACAUUGUCCGACUAUUGUUUAUGCCGCCUCUUUACGCCGUCAUCUCGACCUUGAGCUUCAUCUUAUGGAACCAUGCAACAGGGUUACUGCUGAUUAGAGACUGCUACGAAGGCGUCGUCCUCGUCUCGUUCUUCUACCUCCUCCUCACCUACCUGUCCCCCGACCCCGUCGAGCUAGCCGACAUCUUCCGCAAAGAUGGCCUCUCCAAGGAACAGGACGCGCGUCUCAUAUCCCAAGGAAAGCCGCCCGGCCACUGGUGGUUCCCACUCAACAAGGUCAAAUGGAGACCCGCCGAUGGAAUGUACUUCCUCCAGUUCAUGAAGUGGACUGUACUCCAGUACAUCGUUGUGCGACCACUGUGCACCCUCGCGGCCGUCGCACUGAACUACAUGGGACUAUACUGCGAAGAGAGCUGGAGUCCCCGAUGGGGCUACGUCUGGAUCACCGUCAUCGUCUCCAUCAGCGUCUCCGUCGCGAUGUACUGUCUAGUCCAGCUCUACCUCUGCGUCGCGCCCCGCCUGGCCCCGCACCAACCCAUCCUUAAACUCUUCAGCAUCAAGGCCGUCGUCUUCCUCACGUUCUGGCAGGCGUCCUUCCUGUCCGUCCUAGCGACGUUCAAUGCCAUCAAGGACACGCCGUACAUGACCGCCGAAGACAUCGAAGUCGGCUGGGGCGCCAUCCUCGAGACAUUUGAGAUGUGCGCGUUCGCGCUCCUGCACAUCAAGGCGUUCUCGUACAAGCCGUACGUGCUCAAGGCGAGCGAAGGCGAUCCACCGCCGGAACAUACACCCCGCCUGCGAAGCCUCGCUCACGCGUUCAACUUCGGCGAGACGUUCCGCGAGAUACGCGACGGUUGGGUCUACAUGGUAGCGCGUAUGCGCGGGCAGGAGACCGAUACCGCCGUGCGCCGACUCGGCCAUCACGAGCAGCUGUUUGCGCGCUCGCGGCCGGAAGCUGCUUUGAGCUACGUAGCGGAACCGUAUGAGAAGAGCAUCGUGAGGGAGAAGGACGGAUUGGAGGGAGGGUACGAGUUUGACUCGCGCGGGCGGGCAAUUGAGAUCGGUGUACACCGAGCUAUCGACAUUGAUCGCGAUGGAGAGAAGUUGCCCUCGGACUACACCUCGGGCGCUGGGCACGUGUAUCACCCCUCCGGACGUUCGUGGUGGCGUGGCAUCUACGACCAUAUAUCUUCGUCACAUAUCGAGGACGAGCCGUUCGACCCUCCUUCACGCUACGAUGUCGCGGAUGACUACCUCACCUCUGGUACCGGGCGACGCGGCUCUGUACCGACGCGCAACUUCUCUCGGCCAGUACGCGACAUGUACGCAUACGGCGCCGUGCCGCCGGAGCAACAAGAAGGGCGUGUUUCACACUCUCGGAGAGAGAUGGGCAUGCGCGGAUCCCGAAGCGUGCGCGAGUACGAUGAUGCCCCGCCGCCGAGCCUCAUCCGCGGAUACCGUGCGCAGCAGGAAGCAGCGCACACGCUCUCCAGCUCGCACUCGCGGACCUCUCCAUACCCUACCGCUACGACGAAUAUCCCCACCUCGAAUGCUCCGCGUAUCAUCACGAGCCCACCGCCCGAAGCGCUCAAUCAACUUCGCCCGCCCAUGAUGCACGUGGACAGCGCGUCUACCGUCGGCACCAGCCUCGGCUUCCACGGCGCCUUUCGCUCUCAUCCUGGCUCGUCUACUGGACAUACCAACACGAGUCCUGGUGCAAGUACGCCUUCGCUCGUCCCGUCUAGCGCACAUAGCGGUGGGAGGCAACCGAUGAUACGGCAGGUCAAUGCUGGGCGUGUCGUCAAUGUCGCACUUCCUACGCCGCUAGCAUCGCACGAGAUCCCCACACCCGCCGCUCCCUCGACCGCGGACCCGUCUCCACCCCACCCAUCUUCACCCCACCCUUCUCAAUGGCAACCGCCGCCCAUAAUCUCGCCAUUCAAGCGUCGUUCCCAGUCCCAACUACCGGCUACGUCACCACGCGCGCCAAAGCUCAGCCCCCCUCCACGCUCACCUCCAGCCGCUCGCCAAUCCCUCGAAGUCCCCCACUCGCCACCUUACCAUCGCCAUUCGCUCGGGAGCCCCGCACGGGCAUGGAUCCAACCAGAGCGCGCGAAUGAUCGGUCUAUCUACGCUGCUGCGAUGCAGGCGCCGUCUUCGCCGCUGCGCGCUCUCAUUCCAUCAUCGCCGGCUGUGCAGGGCAGCAGCGCGAGCAUUGCUUCUGUGGCGGACGAUCGCAGUUUUGUUACUGCUAGCGAGGGUGACGACGCGGGAGGCAGCGUUCAAGCGCCUUCGGGUUUGGGCGGACCGCAUACCGCGGCAACGCAAGGCAACGGGUGGUCGAGGUAA